CGCAGCAGAAAACAGGAGUUAACCACCAGUGAGCCAAGCGCAGACACUUACUGCAAAUCUACCGCCAUUUAAGAUCGAAAUCGGAGUAGUUUAUGUGCACAUAGAAAGGAGAGGAAGACUCCUCUGUCUGCCGGGAUGAGAUCUGCACCAGCAUGUGAGGAGCAUGAGUUGUGAGAGAGGAAACAGUGAGGUCGAGGGUGGGCAUCAAAGUGUGCUCUGAUCACAGGGGUUUAUAUGGUGGAUUCUGUCAGUUAAAGAUUAGCUUUCAUCACCAAGGCAACCCCACUCCCUCCCACCAUGAUGGGCGAGGUUGUCCCAGCCCACCAGCAGGGGGACCCAGCUGUUGCAGCAUCUAUCCCAGGAGAUCCCAUGGAUGUGGAGUGUCCCAUCUGCUACCAGGAGUACAACCAGUACAACAAAUGCCCCAGGAUGCUGGAGUGUCUCCAUGUUUUUUGCACCGAGUGCCUCCAAAGGAUCCAGCUCUGCCGCUUUGAGCCCCCUGACCCUCACAGCCCACCAGCCAUCCCCUGUCCCUUGUGUCGCCACCUAACCCCCCUCGAAUCUGGCGAUGCCCUUACCUUACCCUGCAACUCCCGCAUCCUGGCCAGGCUGCCCCCGUUGGCCUUACACCUGCCUGCCUCCAUGGCUGCCUGCCUGUCGUCAGUCACCCAGAGGGUGGUGCUCUCCCUGGAGGGCGACAACAGGGACACCCGCUUCAUCAUCCUGCCCACCGUCAGCCUGCGGGUGCAGCAGAUGCACCCGGACACAACGUACGGCACAGCGCCGGGCCUGAUAGGCGAAGGGGAAGUCAUAGAGCAGAGCAAGAAUACGCUGUUCUGUGUGCAGUUGCUGGCUGUCGUCUUCUGGGUGCUGUUCGUCAUCACCUGCGUGGUUGGGGUGGUGUUUGGGCCCCACAUUCUGAACAAGAAGUUAUAGUAGGAAAAAGGAGUUCUCUCCAUUUUGUUGCAGAUAUACUGUCGUUGUUGAUAUGAAGACAGAUACUGCGACAGGUUUUUUUUUAUUUGCAAUAAUUUUUUAAAGGUAUAGUGUGUAAGAUUUAGACCUUAACGACACACAGCAAAUCUUUUUUGUUCUUCCUAGUUGUCCGUGAACACUGCAUGAUUUCAAGACAUUUCUUUAUACACACAAAACUACCCAAAAUUCAUGAAGCAAAGGUGCGGUUUUGAGAUUUUUUGACUAAUGCCAUUGCAAAAUGCCAUUUGCGUGUGGUUAAAAAGCCAAUAUACAAAACUUUUGUGUAUUCCCCGAAACUUGCUGGUGUUUAGAUUAACACUAACAAACACAGGACUCCUCCCCUCACCCCUCCCUUUCCCAAGCUCAUCAGGAGACUACAGUGGCCUUGAAUACCAGAAAGACCUUUUUCUUUGUUUACGUAA
This is a messenger RNA of Solea senegalensis (Senegalese sole), 1397 nucleotides long. RefSeq names its product RING finger domain-containing protein. Gene Ontology annotation, biological process: protein ubiquitination. Gene Ontology annotation, molecular function: ubiquitin protein ligase activity. The coding region runs from base 298 to 936 and encodes 212 amino acids. The record is from RefSeq and is a predicted model, not a curated record. The transcript is spliced from 2 exons. Lineage: Eukaryota; Metazoa; Chordata; Actinopteri; Pleuronectiformes; Soleidae.